Entamoeba invadens IP1 is the source of this 546-nucleotide messenger RNA. RefSeq lists its product as hypothetical. The coding region runs from base 1 to 546 and encodes 181 amino acids. The record is from RefSeq and is a predicted model, not a curated record. The transcript has a single exon. NCBI's taxonomy places the organism in Eukaryota, Evosea, Mastigamoebida, Endamoebidae.
AUGGGGAAUUUACCAGCCAAACCGCCAAGUUAUGAAGGAAGUCAAAACAGAUCAAUAUCGGUCGAAGCGCUUCAACUCUUUUCAAAAACGAUAUACGACUCAUCUAUUAUUCCACCGUCAGCAGAAAUUUUAUUUCAUAUCAUGACGUCACAUGAGAUGCAAUUACUUUGUUUCUUUCUUGAGAACAACGGGUUUGUGGCGUGUGUGCUCUCACACGACGAAAAGGCUUCGAUUUUCCAAAAGGAAGAAAACUCGACAUUUGUAGGUUCCACAGACAACAAAUACUAUCAAACUACUAUCUUAUUUGAAAUCAAUGGAAAAAUUUUCACAAAAAAUAACACUUUCACUAACUCGUCUAAGACUUCUAUCAUAUCAUCAACUUCGGAGUUAACUUGUGGAGUCAUUCGUUUACAACUUCCAGGUAAUGGAGAAACGUCACACAGGUGUACACUUGAUAUCACACUUGAUCAGAUAGAACGGCCAAAAGAUGUUCCGCAACAAAUCGUUGAGAAUAUCGAGCAUUUACUGAUAUGUGUUAUUGAUUGA